GCGCCCCCACUGGUGGGUGACGGCUCAGCUUCACAAAUCCCUUUGAGUUUUCUCUCUGCUGUGUUUGCAGCGCCGCUGGCGAGCAGGUUUCGUGAGUGGACGCGGUCUCAAGUAAUGUAAUUAAAUAAAAAGUGUACUUCAAAAUUCACGGCACCGCAAGGUAACUCCUGGUCCCGCGUAGAAAUGAGCAAGUUGAUGAUUGUCGCGGUUGUCUCCGCACUUGUUGGUGUUUUUCUGGGGGAAAGACUCGUUGCUCUGAGGAGAAUGACUUUAGCCUCCAGAGAAGUCGUCCCAAACCACCUUCCGAACUGCCACCACAUUAAAGGCCUAGAAUAUGGAUCGGAGGAUAUAACAGUACUUCCACAUGGAGUCGCAAUUAUCAGCACAGGACUGAAGUACCCAGGUAUGAUGUCAUUUUCCGAUGCACCAGGGAAGAUGUACACAAUAGACCUGUACGACCAAAGGAUGAAACCUGUGGAGUUAAGGAUUGGACGGGGCUUCAACCUUGAUUCUUUCAAUCCACAUGGAAUUAGCAUUUACAUUGAUGAGAAGGAUCACUCAGUCUAUGUGUUUGUAGUCAAUCACCCUCAUGGGAAAAGCCAAGUAGAGAUCUUCCGAUUUGUGGAGGAGGAAAACUCUAUUGUGCACCUGAAAACAGUUCAACAUGAACUCCUUCACAGUGUAAAUGAUAUUGUUGCCGUGGGAACGGAGAGCUUCUAUGCCACAAAUGAUCAUUACUUUGCCAACGAUUUUCUGAAGCAUUUGGAGCCUCUCUUUGGACAGCCCUGGUGUAACGUUGUCUUCUACAGCCCUGAGGAGGUGAAGGUUGUGGCUAGUGGCUUUUACUCAGCUAACGGUAUCAACAGUUCUCCUGACAGAAGGCAUAUAUAUGUAGCUGAUGUUUAUGACCAUAAAAUUGUUUCCCUGGCUGUGCAGGAAAACAAAGAAUUGACUCCAGUAAAGUCAGUGGCUGUUGGAUCACUGUGUGAUAACAUAGAGGUGGACCGGAAUACAGGUGACCUAUGGCUAGGAUGCCACCCAAAUGGCUGGAAGGUGGCAUUUUACAAUCCUGAGGACCCGCCUGGGUGUGAGGUUAUUCAAAUCCAAAACAUCCAUUUGGAGAAGCCUGCUGUGAACCACGUGUACACCGAUAACGGCAGCGUUAUUCAGGGGUGUUCAGUAGCCUCUGUGUACAGAAACAAGCUCCUGAUUGGCACAGUCUUUCAGAAAGCGGUGUCCUGUGACUUGAAGUAGUGGUACGCACAGACA
Messenger RNA from Scleropages formosus (Asian bonytongue), 1269 nucleotides. Its product is annotated as serum paraoxonase/arylesterase 2-like. The transcript is spliced from 9 exons. Bases 184 to 1254 code for a protein of 356 amino acids. Gene Ontology annotation, molecular function: arylesterase activity. The record is from RefSeq and is a predicted model, not a curated record. Lineage: Eukaryota; Metazoa; Chordata; Actinopteri; Osteoglossiformes; Osteoglossidae.